Molecule: messenger RNA, 2733 nt
Organism: Labrus mixtus (cuckoo wrasse)
Lineage: Eukaryota; Metazoa; Chordata; Actinopteri; Labriformes; Labridae
Gene: tlcd3bb
Product: TLC domain containing 3Bb
Exons: 6
Coding region: 80-988 (302 amino acids)
Biological process (GO): lipid homeostasis; ceramide biosynthetic process
Cellular component (GO): membrane; endoplasmic reticulum
Molecular function (GO): sphingosine N-acyltransferase activity
Source: RefSeq, a predicted model, not a curated record
AGAGGGGAAAAGAGCGACGGAUCUCAAGGACCAGAUUGCCAACUGAACUUUUCGCCUCGCUGACAAAUUGCCAGGGACCAUGCUGACCAUCCUAGCUGCUGGGUCUGUGUUCUUUCCGGGCCUUUUCCUACUGUCCAAACAAUGCCUGAAGGCGAUCCCAGCGCUGAGGUGGAGCGAAGGAGAUGCAGUCAUCGUAUCUGCCAGGUUGGUGUCAUCAGUUCAGGCAGUCAUGGCCUCCUCAGCUGGCUACAUCAUUUCUUCUUCCUGCAAGGACAUCAUUGAGGACCAGCACUGGCUGACUAGCAGUUAUAUCUUGUUUGCUGUCCCCUACUUCGUCUACGACAUCUACGCAAUGUUCAUGUGCUACUGGUACAAGCUACGGGUCAAAGGUCACGAGGAGGCUUCGGCAGCACCCCAGCGCAUGAGCUCAGCCAUGACGAGCUACUUGCGUCGUGAAUUCCUCAUGGUGCUGCACCACGUUGUCAUGGUCACCGUCUGCUUCCCCGUCUCUGUGUUUUGGCGGCAAGGACGGGGAGAUUAUUUCCAGGGUGUAAUGUUCAUGGCUGAGCUCAGCACUCCAUCUGUCUGCUUAGGAAAAAUACUCAUCCAGUACAAACAGCAACACACUCUCCUGCACAAAGUGAAUGGGGCUCUUAUGCUGAUCACUUUUUUCAUCUGUCGAGUCCUCCUCUUCCCUUACCUCUACUACGUCUAUGGAAGGUACGCGUCCAUUCCCUUCUACAUGGUUCCCCUGUCUGUGCCGUGGCACUGUAACCUUGGCGCUGCUCUGCUUAUGGCCCCCCAGCUCUAUUGGUUCUCCUUAAUUUGCAGGGGCGCCCUGCGACUCUUCACGGGCUCUUCCCGCUCUCAGAGACCGCGCUCCAGCAUAGCUACAUCCAAGGAGCAGCAGACGGAUAGCAACGCACAGUCACAGCCCUCAAACGGCUACAGUGCGUGCUCCACAGAGCCUGAGCUGGCCGCUCACUGAGAAGGGUGGAGGGGGGGAGGGAACGAAGGCGAAUGUACCAAUGAGUAUGUAAAGAAAGGAAAGCUACGAGGGAGACUUGAAACAAGUAGCAAUAUGAAGAAAGCUACAGACUAUGGCCUCAAACUGCGCCAAAGUCUUUGCGGCCAGCAGUCAAACUGUAAACGCCAAAUGUUUGCUUGCUGGCCUUCAAGGACUUCAGCUUCUCAGUUUGUAGGAAACAAGUGAAGUGUUAGUGCACUCAGUAUUUAAAGAUGUCAUCAGGCACUGUGAUAGAUAGGAACAUGCACUGACCUGAGAGGAAUUUGCCUGGAUGAAUAGCAAGCAUAGGUGGCUAUUUCCCUCAUGUAGAUCAAAUUCAGUCCUCUCUGCCUCACCGUACAGGAAGAGUAGGAAAAUAGGAAUGUAUUAUAUUGUAUGUUAGUACAUUUGCUGUAGACGGAAGGCCUGAUUCAGCUUAGUAAUGAAGAAGACCUUCAAAAAAGAAAAAAAUCCCGGCUAAGCAGUAUUUUGACUUGUUAGUGUUUAUUAUCUGUAUCCUCUAUGUAGUCACUGUCACUCUAACAAAAUGUAACCAACCUGCAGACUGACUCACCCUUUAUAGAAGGGAGUUAAUCUUCUAAGACUGUAUUCUGCUGCCUUAUCCCUUUCCUCCCAUUCUUCACACGUUCUUUACAUUUUACUUUACUUUGAUUCUCAGAGAAGAAAUAGGCUCCCUUGGACAGACUAAUGUGACAUGUGUACAUAGCUGAUGUAAAAUUGUCCUCAUUUCCACGUCAGUAUUAGGUCGAUGUUGAUUUGUUUUUUUCUUUUUUUUGCGCAAUUUUUUCAACAAUGACAUUUCAGCAUAAAAACAAACAUUUCAGUUUUAAAACUCUGUGAACACAAACUCUUCCCCAAACCUUCUGGCUGUGCUUCUUGUUUCAGUGUAGAUACGACUUCAUUCCAUUUACUGCUAUCACAAAGUGUGUUUUGCAUUUUGCUUUCAUGGAAGUGAUGCACAUCCACUCAUUUUUUUUUUUUUUUUUUAAAUUGACUUGUCUUUUUUGUUUUAGCUGUUGUAAAUCUCCAAAUAUUCUGUUAUUGGUUUCACAAAGGGAUCCAUGAGAUUGGAGUAUGUUUUAGCUUUGUUAGGGGCCUCCUGAUGAUGCAAUUUGAAGGGAAACAAACGUAAUCUAGGGAAGCAUUCCCUUGUGACUGACAUGCAGCAUGUCCAUUAUAAUUUCUGAUUUAGUUUUAAUUUUUUUUUAAACUUUUCUUGAGUUAUGUUUGACUUGUUAAAGCCUUUUACAUUAUAUAGUUUGCUUCAGUCAUCCAGCUGUUUUCAUUUAAGCCUCUGGUUCUAUGGACUAUUAUGAACAAACUGCUGAGUUUUUAAUCAUUUGAUGUUUUCUUUUAAGCAGAUUCACUAUCCUAAUGGGUCUAUACAAAUAGAGUCCAAAAACCAUAAAGACAGGGCGCAGCGUGUGCCAAAAAACCAUCUGUGGGCAUGUUGAACACAGAGUAUGCAUUCCCCUGUUUCAUGAACUCAAUGUACUGCUUCUUGACAUUACUAGAACAUUUCAACUGAUGUACUGUAUAUUCCACAAAAUGCUUGUUAUUUAUUUGUAAGUAUUUAUUUAUUUAUUUAUUUGGUUUGUGGUUUUGAAUGCAUAUUUAUGCAUACAUAUUCUACUAUAUGCUUCUGAGCCGUAUGUGAAGGCUGUAUUGUUACUCAAACUUAGCUAAAAUAUACUUCUCUGUCCUGA